Molecule: messenger RNA, 1563 nt
Organism: Guillardia theta CCMP2712
Lineage: Eukaryota; Cryptophyceae; Pyrenomonadales; Geminigeraceae
Exons: 10
Coding region: 1-1563 (520 amino acids)
Cellular component (GO): cytoplasm
Molecular function (GO): DNA binding
Source: RefSeq, a predicted model, not a curated record
AUGGAGCACAGGAUGAGUCUCAAUCACCUGCCGCCUGUCGCAGAGAUAGAAUGGAAUUCGCUGUCUUGUUUUCCCUCCGCUACAGAGCAGGGGGCGAUGACAGCUUGCCUGAAUGGCGACGUGGAGUAUGCGGUACCUGAGCUUGUGCUGGGCGAGGAGGUCAGAAACUCAUUUGCUCUUUCUCUGCAGAUUCUGUUCGUCUCUGGUCUUGCUGGGAUACUUCUUGCUCCGAGCUUGCUCUCCGUGAUGGAGAAGAUCUCGAACUUUGUGAUAGACAACGACGAGCUUGACUCGGUUUCUGUUUCCUCCAUCACUCGCGUUGACCAGUUGAGAGUGAAGGAGCUAGAAGCUGGAGGGGUUGAGGGCAUUGGAAGGUCGAAACCUGGAGACGUCAAUGAACAUGAACAUGCAUGUCACCAUGACACGAUGAAAGUACUCUCGGAGUGGGGAGUGAUAAGGAACAGCAAAGCAGUCAACCCUUACGACAGUGUCCUCCCCACUGAAAACCGUCUGCUCCUGCUGCUUCGUUGCAAGUCCCGUUGGACUCAUGGGUUUGGACCGAGUGUCGCAUCAUGCUGGGACGAUGACGGCGAGUCUUCCGGCAUGACUUUGCCAGAGUUCGAGCUGAGGAUGAUCGUCGAGUCCUUUGGCAGCGACGGAGCUCGGGUGAAACUGGUGGGGAUGAACGACAGAAGGGGAGUGGUGCUCUCCUUGUCCAUGAGAGAGCAGCAGCGGGACGGAUGGGACAGUCUGCUGAAUGCACACCUGACAUCGGCCCGCGAGAACGAGCUUGGCCUGCUCUGUCAGGCUGUGAGAAGGUCGGUGCUCUCGCACUCUCUCAUGUACAAUAUAGCUGGUGGAAGUGACAUCAUGCAAGUCUUGUCGUUGUCCCUUAGUGAAGAGGGAUUCACAAACAUCCCGUUCUUGCGGAAGCUCAAUGGGAUCAGAAAUGACAAGAGAGCUGAGACUUGUCUCUGUCUUGUCGAGGAUGCUUUUGAUGAACAUCCUUCUCCUACCAUGCUUGCUCUUGUCUUGCAGGGGAUACUGAGAACUUUCUCCAACAACGAGAGAAAGUUCAAGACGGCAACUGCCAUGGAGCCGGAGAUCUCCCUGCUCAUGGCCAACGUGGCGAAAAUCAGAGAAGAUGCCAUCGUCCUCGACCCUUUCUGCGGAUCCUGCUCGCUGCUGCUUGCUGCUGGUAUCAUCCUCCGAGGGAGGUGCCAGCUCUACGGUUACGAUGCGGAUGGAGAGAUCAUGGGGAUGUUGGAGAAGAUCAGCUCUGACUUUGCCCAUCACAGCAUAGCGCCUCCGACGAUAAGAAGGGCUGGCAUCGAAACCCUCGGGCAGGACUCAGACUUCCGGAGAUUGAAGUUCAAUGCAAUCAUCACUGACCCUCCCUAUGACAUGAAUGCUCAAAUUCUUGAGAGUGAGGACAAGAGGAGCAGGAAAAAGAAGUGGAGGGAAGUGGAAGGGCAAGCAGACAGUGGUCAGCGAGUCCCGAUGCUCAUCAGAUGUCUCUUGGACAUCGCGCACCAACGGUUGACGAGGUUAGAGAUGCAGUGA